GUUGUCUGCAGUGAUAUCACAACACUGCAAUAUGAGGACGCGCUCAUAUGACCGCCACCCAGCUCCAUCCCUGGGCGAGACACAGGUGUAACUGGAGCAAAAGGUAGGCAUGGGGAAUAAAAGGAGGAGGAAGGAUGCCAGCUGAGCCCCUCAUCUGUCUGCAGCCGCUGUCAAGGUAAAGAAAAAGACAGAAAAUGGCUCAGUCCAUGAGGAGGCCGGAGACUCUGGGAGCCAUGGACCACGAGCCCCAGAGGGACAAGACCAGAACCAGCUAUUUUGGCAACGUCAAGACCAGGCUCGGUUCUAAGCUUCCUCCUGGCGUCUCUCAGCCUCCACAGUUCGCUAAGCGGCCUUGGGAGACUCAACCUCAGGCCCGAGUGAUGCAGGAGCCUGCAGCCAGCAGCCAGCGUCAGCACCAAGUGACCGUGGGCCGGCCUCUCAACCACACCCCUCACAUCAGAAACCCCAAACUGCGACAGUACUACCUGCAAGGGACUUCAUGGGAUCUAAACAAUGCUGCGGUGAAGCAGGAGCUUAUGAGUGGAGCAUCAGAUGACAGCACAAGCAGCAGGGGUCUCCCUGGAGACACGGUGUUCAGCAUCUCGUCUCGGUUCAACAGUAACGGUACGUCCUCAGCAGAUGAGGGCAAAAUGGGUCAACGUCCCUCCAUUUCAACUUCACCCUCCGCGUCUGCUACCCUUAUCCAGAAAGAGCAGCUGGUCGUCCCGAAGGGAAAAAACACUUCCACCAGUCAAGGAUCAUCUCAACCAGAACUGGAUGUUGAUCCUAAACAGAAGCGAGAGGCCGAGGCGGAUCCUGCGUGUUUGGAAACACUUGCUGCUCAACCUCAGCCACCCUCACCAGAGGCAGAAUAUGACAAACUACUGGAUGUGGAGGCGGUGCCGAUGCCUGAUGGACAGCUGUGUUUACUGGCUCUGCCCCCAGAGUGCUGUCAGGGGGAGGGCCCUGAGGCCAUGCCAUACCUCAAACUGUUUUGCCGCUACAUUACCGACCGUAAGGGUGUGGUUUCAGGCAUCCUGCUGGUGACAUCGAAUAAGAUCUUCUUUGACCCGUGUAAGACGCACGCUCUGGUGAAGGAACACGGCUGUGAGGAAUACCUGCUGUCCUGCUCUGUUGACAAUCUGGCCUCGGUCUCCUUCUUCUCUGACAUCUCACAUGUUCACUUCAGCACCUCCCAGCAGAGGAGAAAAGGAAAGAAAAUUUUCCAGAAGUUGAAAACCACCAAAAGCCGAGCAGGCGGCCUCCCAAACCCAAAGGCAGAGUCGUUGCCGGCUCUGGUGUCUGUGGCUCCGUCAGAUUUGUCCAGUCUGGCACUGAGCCUGACCAGAGAGGUUUCUGCGGAGGAGGAGGAGGCAGAGAGCAGAGACAUGGCGGAGGCUGAGGUGGAGCUUGAUAGCAGUCCUCUGGAGGUGCUGUCAGAGGCGUCUGUGGGCAGCCUGGGAGUGGCAGUCCUGAGCAGCGCAGCCACCUUCUGCUGUGGAGGUCAAGAGACGGCGAGUAAAAUGAAGACGGAGCUGCUGCACACUGAUGAAACGGGGAAGUCCUCUGUGAAGAGUCAGACUGCAGCGCCUCGGAGGUCAUCAGCAGGAAGUCCUGGGAGUCUGAUGUUUGUGCGGCUGCGGGUUCAGCCAUCUGCAGGAAAGAAAAAGAGUGCAGGAGGCCUUCACCUGGGGUCGGCCAAAACUUUACCAAGAAGGGACUCCUGGCUGGCCCUUUCUCAAGAGAGCUCUGAUGAGCUGUACGCCUACCUGACACACUGUCGGCCGGACUUGUGUAUACUUGAGGGAGGGGAGGAAGAGGGGGAGGCAGACCGUGACGACGAGGAGUUUGUACUCAUUGAGGACAAAGAGGAAGAGGAGGAGGAGGUGGAGGAGGAGGAGGAGGAGGUGUUACAGAGGCACCGCAGCUCAGGAGACGACUGGGAGAUGGUUUUGAUGGAAAAGAGCGGGGAUAAGCCGACCCUGGUCAUCGACAGGGACCCUGACGGACUCAAUAACAUCGUGGAGAGCAGCCACAUUUUACAAGCUUCACAUGUCAGAGAACUAUGUAAGGAGCUUCCCCCGAGGACAGUUGGCCACAGCUGGCAGCUGACUUACAGUACGUCCCGUCACGGCGCCAGCCUCAAGUCCCUCUACAGAAAACUCGGUGCCACAGACUCCCCUGUGCUUAUUGUCAUCAAGGAUGCGCUUGAUGAGAUAUUCGGGGCCUUUCUCUCGCACCCUCUGAAGCUCAGUGAGACGUUCUACGGCACAGGAGAAACUUUUCUCUUCAUGUUGCAUCCUCGUUUCAAGUGCUUCAGAUGGACCGGAGAGAACUCCUUUUUUAUUAAAGGAGACUUGGACUCUUUUGCCAUUGGUGGUGGAAGUGGUCACUUUGGUCUGUGGGUGGAUGAGAAUCUGUACUUGGGGCGCAGCAGCCCCUGCUACACUUUCAACAAUUGUUGCCUCUCUGAAACUGAUGAUUUCAGAGUGAUGGAGCUGGAAGUGUGGACAUUCGGCUGAAGAACUCCGGAGUUUCUUUUUGACCUCGCCUCGUCGCUACUGAUCAGCUUUAUCAAGACGGUAUUUAUCACUGAGCAUAAAAAACACAAACGCUCAUUCAUUUCAUGGUAAUUUCCAUGUAAAGAUUCCACAAACUGCUGGAUUUAUCCGCGUGAUUAAGUGCUGUGGAUUUUGGUGAACUGAAGUGAACAAGGCUGAUCUUGAAUGGCUCGAUGUCUCGGAGUGGCGCCUUUAUGGACUGUUUUAUGAUUGACUCAUUUCAGUGGGUUUGGCAAAAAAAAUUAGAACUGAGUUGAGCUUAACUGGAUUCUCGGAGACCUCGUUUUUGAAGGAGUGGGUUAGAAGUCACAGAAACUGCACUUUUCUCUUAAUGUGAAUCAAUAACCUCAUGAUAUCUCAUUAUUUAUCAUGUGAACAUGAUGGUCCACCUGUCUAUAUGGGUAAUGCAUGUCCCCGCCCUCAUAAAACUUCAGAUAAUGCUGGAAGUUUGAAACACACAUUAGUCUUCUUAUGAGUAGAUUUCUCCGUUGAAACUGGAUGCACACAGCUCAAAAUCCCACAAAUACAAGCUCCCAUCAUUGGACAACAAUCAUUUCAGCAUCAUCAGUGUCAUCUUACUUCACUUUGAGAAAAGCUUCUCAUUUGAACAACAUCUGUACUUGAAAACCAUAGCGUUUCAUUCAUGACUAUUCUGAACUCUUCAUUUCAAGUGCUGACUCAUACACCAAUGUGGUUUCUGAACAGGACAGAAAAACCUUUGAAUUAAUGCAAUUUUGUCUCAAUUCAGCUGUAUCCGUAAUAACAUGCUCUCACUCUGGAAGCCAGAUCUACUUUGCUUACGUUGUACGGUAUCGUAGAUUAGUUUAAAAAAUUAAUAAAAAUCAGCACAAAUAUUUAAACUCUAAAAA
Molecule: messenger RNA, 3430 nt
Organism: Plectropomus leopardus (leopard coralgrouper)
Lineage: Eukaryota; Metazoa; Chordata; Actinopteri; Perciformes; Serranidae
Product: oxidation resistance protein 1A
Biological process (GO): response to oxidative stress; regulation of transcription by RNA polymerase II
Cellular component (GO): nucleus
Source: RefSeq, a predicted model, not a curated record